Molecule: messenger RNA, 822 nt
Organism: Mesocestoides corti
Lineage: Eukaryota; Metazoa; Platyhelminthes; Cestoda; Cyclophyllidea; Mesocestoididae
Source: the annotation of a GenBank genome assembly
AUGGCAGAAUUCAUUCAACAGAGUGAUGGUCAUGAAAUUCAGGGACAAUAUAUCACAGGGGAAAAUGAAAACUUUGAACAGCCCUAUUCAUACAUUCACCUACUGGCCGACACUGAGCCACCUCAGGAACCGCAUCAUGUCGAAUAUCAGAUGACUGAUGCUGCCUCUCUACCAUAUGACUCGCAGCAAUUCUGGCCGUCAGGCUCUAUGCCAGAGGUAUUGCCGCAACAAACUGGAUCGCCAAACCCCCAACAUUCAACGCAGCAUUUCCCUGCGCCAUUUUACACCAGUCCAUUGCAAAUUCAACCUAAUACCACAGCAAUGCCUUCUUCCACGUUCGUCCAGCACACAUCAAAUCCCUACCCAUAUCCUUUCUCUAGUUACCAAAUCGAAAGUCAAAAUCUGGUGACUCAACAUUUGGAAAGACAUCCUUCGGCAAUUUAUCGUGCACACACUCAGCCAUCAGCUAGUGUGCACCACUUCAUGGCAGCUCCAGACAACCAAGCUGACAUGAUGUGCUCACCCACGCCUCUACAAUCAGCCCCAUUAUGUAUUUCUGUCACCAAUGCAAAUAUUGACGCUGCUAAUUCAGCGCAAGGACAAUCGAGACAGACCACUUUGGAUGAACCUUGCACAAGUCGACUGCAGGACGACGACCACAGUGUCAAAAUGUCUCGUGACACUCACUUCCAGUUAUGCAGCUUUCUGCCACCAAGAACCAGUUUAAGUGAAUUCAUGUGCGCCUCCGCAGAAUCGCAUCAGCCGAUUUGUGUUGAACGACGGGCUUUUCAAAGGAAGAAGAAACAACUUCCCUGGAGUUAA